Podospora pseudopauciseta is the source of this 246-nucleotide messenger RNA. RefSeq lists its product as uncharacterized. The transcript has a single exon. Bases 1 to 246 code for a protein of 81 amino acids. NCBI's taxonomy places the organism in Eukaryota, Fungi, Ascomycota, Sordariomycetes, Sordariales, Podosporaceae. The record is from RefSeq and is a predicted model, not a curated record.
AUGUCGUUCCCUCCUACCCGCGCAGGCUUGGUCCUAGGAUUGAAGAUGAUCAAUAAUGCGUGGCCGAGUCUGCAUUGGAAUGUGUGGGAUUAUUACAUGAAGGCUGGGGGGAGUUAUUUUGGGGCGAAGGUGGGGGAUAAAUUAGUUGCCUGGGCGCACAGUCUGGGCUUCAAACCAGGUAAGCCUCUUCUGACGACAUCCCAGUUGCGCACUCAUCACAUGGCAUGCAUGCGUCCAACACAUUGA